AUGACUUCAGUGCGUAUGUACCUGGGUGUGCAACCUGGCAACAAAAACUGCCCUCGCGGAAUGUACCGACCGACUGGAGCGGGAAUUACAGUUGGAGAGUGCGAGUUUUGCCCGCGUGGUGUGUAUGGCGACAGCCCCGGAUUAGAAACAAAGGAUUGCACAGCAAAGUGUCCCAAGGGAACGUACAAUGAUAAACUCGGCGCUAAGAGCAUCUUAGAUUGCAAACCAUGUCCUGCUGGCGUGUACGGAUCGACCAUAGGCCUCACCACUAGUCAGUGCUCGGGGCCUUGUCCGAACGGCAAGUAUUCGAUGAGUGAAGGCGUCCAGUCGAUCAGUGACUGCAUGGAUUGCCCGCCACUUUACCGCGGACCGCAGGGCUAUCGCGGCAACGAUGUCACUAUGGAAAAUGGUGGAGGCUACCCGUGUGAUCGCUAUCAGUAUGGCAAGACCAUUCUAAACGGUCGAGACGCAAACAAUGAUGCGUGGUUGUACGGAUAUUUAUCUGAAGUCCGAAGAUCAACGAACAACGAGAUCAACGACAAUACUACGCCAUGGUAA
Molecule: messenger RNA, 558 nt
Organism: Phytophthora nicotianae INRA-310
Lineage: Eukaryota; Oomycota; Peronosporomycetes; Peronosporales; Peronosporaceae
Exons: 1
Coding region: 1-558 (185 amino acids)
Source: RefSeq, a predicted model, not a curated record